This is a messenger RNA of Ochotona curzoniae (black-lipped pika), 1530 nucleotides long. RefSeq names its product migration and invasion inhibitory protein (gene MIIP). The transcript has 9 exons. Lineage: Eukaryota; Metazoa; Chordata; Mammalia; Lagomorpha; Ochotonidae. Gene Ontology annotation, biological process: negative regulation of G2/M transition of mitotic cell cycle; negative regulation of cell migration. The record is from RefSeq and is a predicted model, not a curated record. Bases 178 to 1323 code for a protein of 381 amino acids.
AGGGGAACGACCCAAGACUGACCAGGCCAAGAACUGGCAGUUACAGAGCAUCUGCCCCUCACCCUGGUGACCCCUCCUCAGCCACAUGUCCUGAUCUCCUCACCCCAGGCAGAAGAGUCGAGCACCGAGGAGGGUGUGUGGCCCGACGGCCAGCAGCCGUGGCCGGCUGAGCUUGACAUGCUGGAGGCUGAGGACCUGACACAGCUCCGGCUGCUCAACUUGCAGCUCCUGCGGCAGCUGUGGGCUGGCCAGGAUGCCGUGCGGCGUUCGGUGGCCCGGGCAACCUUGGCGUCGAGCUUGGACUCCAGCAGCAGCUGCAACUCCACGGGGCCUCUGUCCCCGGAGACGACGACCUCCUCCUUCACCUCCUCCUUUUCUGCCUCCCCACCUGACACCCAGCAAGGUGACCCAAGUGAUGUAGCUUCGUGUGGCAGGCUCAGCUCCAGGGUGACCACCCUCCCUCCUGCCAAGGGCCAACACCAGGCCUCCCAGGGCCAGCUGAGAUCCCACUCGGCACCCUUGCUGCCUGUUGCAAACUUUAAGGACUCAGAACCUUCGGCAGGGCAAGGGGAUCUGGGAUCCCAGCAGACACAGGCUCCAAGGCCCAUCUUGCCCCGACAAAGGAAGUCCAGGGUGACUUUCUGCACGGAGCCGAAGGUACCUGGGAGCAGUUGGCGCCUCAGGCCGUACCUGGGCUAUGACUGGAUUGCAGAGUCUCUGGACAGCUGCUCUCCCAUCACCAGCAAGCCUGAGGCCUUCUUCUCGACGCUACAGAAGUUCCGGGAAGCCCACAGGAAAGAGUGCACUUCCAGCUCCUCUGAACCCGGCCUAGGUGUGCAUGAGAGUGAUGGCGAGGAAGGGGACCAUGAAUGUGUGUUCUGCUACCGCGUCAACCGCCGCCUCUUCUUGGUGCCUUCGGAUCCUGGCACCCCCUGUCGCCUCUGUGGGACCCCACGGGAGCAGCAGGGCCCUGAGACCCUGCAGGAGCCUGCCCAGGUCAGGGUGAGUGUCCCACUGUCCGUCCUGGAUCCCCCACACCGGUACCACAUCCACAGGCGCAAAAGCUUCGAUGCCUCUGACACGUUGUCCCUGCCCCGGCACUGCCUGCUGGGCUGGGACAUCCUCCCUCCCAAGCCCGAGAAAGGAUCGACCCCAAAGAGCCUGGACCUCUGGUCCUCCAUGUCCUCCACAGCUCACCACCGGAAGCUGUGCACCGCCAGUCCUGCCCGUCUGGUGUUGCCACCAAGGGACCCAGCUCCAACCCCAAUCUGGUCGCAUCCCCGGCUCCCCCAGCCCCACGCUGCUCUGCGGAUACAGCCCUGAGGACUACGACUCAGACGGGGCUUCUGCUGUCACUGGCUCGAGUCUCUGCACUUCAGCAGGGGCUGUCCAUGGCUGGACGUCACUGCCCUGCCUGGCUUGGGCGGCCCACGUCUGCCUCCUGGCUGGGUCUGGAGAGCAGAGAUGCUGGGCAGGGAUGUGAGGGGUUCUGUGCCUUAUUUGUAAAUAAACCUCAGCACCUGGGUGACU